Molecule: messenger RNA, 411 nt
Organism: Helianthus annuus (common sunflower)
Lineage: Eukaryota; Viridiplantae; Streptophyta; Magnoliopsida; Asterales; Asteraceae
Product: proline-rich extensin-like protein EPR1
Exons: 2
Coding region: 1-411 (136 amino acids)
Source: RefSeq, a predicted model, not a curated record
AUGGCUCCUGAGCAGGCAGUUGCUUUAGACCCUAUACUUGAGCAUGACCCUGUGCAUGUUGGCAUCCCUAUUGAGCCUGUUAUAGCUGACCCGCCUAUCGAUGAUCACCUUAUGGAUGCUCCAUUGCUGGAGGGUGAUCACGUCGUUGCUGCCGAUCCUGUUGUUCCCCCACCUGUUGUUGAUAUACCUGUUGACCAACCUGUCGAUCACAUUGCGCCCUUUCCACCUGUUGUACCCCCUGUUUCUCCUUUUCAUGUGGCACCUUUUGAUCCCACCAGUACGCCAUUCCUUUGGCCGUCACCGCCUGUCAUGCCACCGACUGAUCCUUACCAUCCGUUCCACAUGGGACACAUCAACUUUGAAAAGUUACCAACACGCCAUGCGCCAUGUGUCCAGUUGGCUCAACUUUGA